AUGGACUCAACCCUGCCUCGUCUUCUUCCUCCUCUCCCAUCGGUUCGUCACCAGCACCGUCCGCACCAUCCCAAUACUGUUCCAAGACGUCGCGAUGGCCCCGGCGGUGGUAGCAGCAGGAUGCUGCCGGCGGCGCGUGUCAAGACGGACCGACGAAGACGAGACGCCGGUAGAUUCCGCGCCCAAGGGCUGUUCGGCGACGGCGGCGGCGGAGACGGGCUACGGACCGUGAUGAGGAUGGUGAAGCUCAACUCGGCCAUCCAGAACCGAAGCGUACGGGAGCUCCUCGAGCUGCUCGGCGACGAGUGCCUCUACUUCUUCGGUAACCUCCGCUCCGUUGAUGUUCCGCAGCUGGGCAAGGACAUGUUCCUGCUUCUCCACGCGCUGAUGGUCCGGCACCAAGUGUCGUUCGUGCUCAAACCGUCGCCGAACGAAGCAGGCUUCGACCUGGGCCUAAAAUGGUCUCUAGAAUGGAAGGGGAAGAAGCUGCCUUGGGACCUCGACUGCAACGUCUCCACUAGCCACGUCUACCGGGGCCUCCUGCUCAUCAGCCAAGUGAACAAGAUCUGCGUGCCACUGCUUCAGAGGAUUCUUGGGACCAUCCAGCAGGCAAGCAUCAUGCGUGCAUGGCAAACAGAUAACAGAUUCUGA
Messenger RNA from Miscanthus lutarioriparius, 651 nucleotides. NCBI's taxonomy places the organism in Eukaryota, Viridiplantae, Streptophyta, Magnoliopsida, Poales, Poaceae. The record is from the annotation of a GenBank genome assembly.